Alligator sinensis (Chinese alligator) is the source of this 1163-nucleotide messenger RNA. Its product is annotated as hibernation-associated plasma protein HP-20-like. The transcript has 3 exons. The record is from RefSeq and is a predicted model, not a curated record. Gene Ontology annotation, molecular function: protein binding. Bases 301 to 984 code for a protein of 227 amino acids. NCBI's taxonomy places the organism in Eukaryota, Metazoa, Chordata, Crocodylia, Alligatoridae.
CUGUGUUUAUUAUUAUUUUUUUAAAUUACAUUAAUUAGGGGAAGACAUAAAGCAGUCUUGGGACACUCCACCCAAGGGUAACUAUAAGGAAACGGGAUGCAAACAGGAAAAAUAUCUUAUUGGUUGGAAAGUGAGUACAAGAACAGACAGUGACACAAGGGCUUGUGGGUAUAUGAAACAACAAUAAAAGAUGCUGAUCAGUCAUAGGAGGGGUCUUACAAAAAACUGUGAGAAAGAGAACGCAGUGAACCAAGAGUGAGGUUAUUGAAGGAGUCACGGGAGAGGUGACAAACCCAGAGCAUGUAUUUAUCAGGCAUUUGGAUUUUGGCUAUUUCUCUCACUGCAACAGUGGCAUCAGAAGACAAGCAUGUUCUUCAACAGUCUCUCCAAGGUCCUCCAGGUGCUCCUGGGAACAAUGGAAUUCCAGGGCACAAUGGGCAAAAUGGACUCAAUGGAGAAAAAGGGCAGAAGGGAGAUACAGGGGAGCCUGGUGUCUCAGGAUUGUUUGGACAACAAGACCCUCCAGGAAAACUAGGACCAAGGGGUGAAACAGGAGAACCACGCCCUACUGGACCAAAAGGAAACCCAGGAGAAUGCCCAUGUCUUCAAAAAUCUGCUUUUGCUCCGAAACUGGGCAAAAAUUAUCCACCUCCUGAACAACCCAUUAUUUUUAAUGAGGUCCUCUAUAAUGACCAGCAUCAUUUUGAUUUGGCCACAGGAAUUUUCAAACUCCAGGGAUCUGGCAGGUAUUACUUUGCAUACCAUGUAGAGUUAUACCCGAAUACCACAACCAUUCUUUUGAUGAAAAAUGGCAAGGGCAUAGUAGGAACAUAUCAGACAACACUAAAAGCUUAUGAAAAUGUGUCAGGAAGUACCAUCCUAAAGCUGGAGAAGGGUGAUAAAGUCUGGUUAAAAGCGCAUCAGGAGAGUAAUGGAGCAACACACACAAGCUACUUUUUGGCUUAUCUGAUAUUUGAAAGUUAGAUUUCUGCAGAGUGCCAGGAUAAUAAUAUUCCCAGAGUAUAGGGCAAGAGAUUCUGGUAGCAUUUAAUACCAUAUUAUACACACAGGUGGGAGCAUCAAUUAUUAAGGCUGCAUAAUGCUGCUCAUUAUUAAAUCCCGUUUUCUGUUUUUUUCAUUACGAUUUCAAAGUUAUAGCUUUG